AAAAUAAAUAGUCUUCUCCUUUUCCAAUUCCUGUAAGUUCUUCGAUCUAUCCGCCUCCAUAAAUUCUAAAUCAACACCUCUGCUUAAUCUUUAAAUCUACGAAUCUCUAAAAUUAAUUUUAAAUUUUUUUAAAAUUUUUUGAGAUGGGAGGAGGAUUUAGAGUACUGCAUCUGGUGAAACCGUUUCUAUCAUUUCUACCGGAAGUUCAGAACGCCGACCGCAAGAUUCCGUUCCGGGAGAAAGUGAUUUACACUGUGAUGUCUCUGUUUAUAUUUCUGGUGUGCAGUCAGCUGCCGCUCUACGGAAUUCACUCGACAACAGGCGCAGAUCCGUUUUACUGGAUGCGUGUAAUUCUGGCUUCGAAUCGCGGUACUGUUAUGGAGCUUGGAAUUACUCCUAUUGUUACUGCUGGAUUGGUUAUGCAACUCUUGGCUGGUUCUAAGAUUAUCGAAGUUGAUAAUAAUGUUCGCGAGGAUCGCGCUCUUCUCAAUGGAGCACAAAAAUUGUUGGGGAUUCUAAUUGCUGUUGGUGAGGCUGUUGCAUAUGUGCUCUCUGGGAUGUACGGUAGCGUUAGCCAGCUUGGUGCUGGGAAUGCUAUUCUGAUUAUCAUUCAGCUAAUUUUUGCUGGCAUCAUUGUUAUUUGCCUCGAUGAGCUUCUCCAAAAGGGAUAUGGUCUUGGCUCUGGGAUCUCCCUUUUCAUUGCUACCAAUAUCUGUGAAAAUAUCAUAUGGAAAGGAUUUAGUCCAACGACGAUCAACAGCGGUAGGGGGGCUGAGUUUGAAGGUGCUGUUAUUGCUCUAUUCCAUCUUUUGAUCACUAGGACAGAUAAAGUUCGUGCUCUCCGGGAGGCUUUCUAUCGGCAGAAUCUUCCUAAUGUCACCAACUUGCUUGCUACUGUUUUGAUCUUCCUCAUCGUGGUCUAUUUCCAAGGAUUUCGUGUGGUUCUACCUGUGAGGUCUAAGAAUGCCCGUGGACAACAAGGCUCAUAUCCCAUUAAGCUUUUCUACACAUCUAAUAUGCCAAUUAUUUUGCAAUCUGCACUUGUUUCCAAUCUUUAUUUCAUCUCUCAGUUGCUGUACAGGAAGUUCAGCGGAAAUUUCUUGGUCAACCUGUUGGGAAAAUGGAAGGAAUCUGAAUAUUCCGGUGGUCAUUAUAUUCCAGUUGGUGGUCUUGCUUACUAUGUCACACCUCCAGCAAGUUUGGCCGAUAUGGCAGCCAAUCCUUUCCAUGCUCUCUUCUAUCUGGUAUUCAUGCUUUCAGCUUGUGCUCUCUUCUCGAAAACAUGGAUUGAGGUUUCGGGGUCUUCUGCCAAAGAUGUAGCUAAGCAGCUCAAGGAACAACAAAUGGUGAUGCCGGGACAUCGCGAUUCAAACUUACAAAAAGAAUUGAAUCGCUACAUUCCCACGGCAGCUGCUUUUGGAGGAAUGUGCAUCGGUGCACUGACAGUACUGGCAGAUUUCAUGGGAGCAAUUGGCUCAGGAACUGGGAUUUUGCUUGCAGUUACAAUUAUUUACCAGUAUUUUGAGACAUUCGAGAAAGAGAGAGCCAGUGAACUUGGCAUUUUCGGCUUUUAAGUCGCGUAGCUUGUACUAGGAAAUGGUUAUGGUAGAAAGCUUAUCCUAGCUAGACAAAUGAUAAGUUUUGUCUUGCUAUAAAUGUUCUUUUAUCCGAGUUUUUAUUACAUUUAGAUUACGAAUUAACCA
This is a messenger RNA of Mercurialis annua (annual mercury), 1703 nucleotides long. RefSeq lists its product as uncharacterized. The transcript is spliced from 6 exons. Gene Ontology annotation, biological process: SRP-dependent cotranslational protein targeting to membrane, translocation; post-translational protein targeting to membrane, translocation. Gene Ontology annotation, molecular function: signal sequence receptor activity; ribosome binding; transmembrane protein transporter activity. Lineage: Eukaryota; Viridiplantae; Streptophyta; Magnoliopsida; Malpighiales; Euphorbiaceae. The coding region runs from base 144 to 1574 and encodes 476 amino acids. Gene Ontology annotation, cellular component: Sec61 translocon complex; membrane. The record is from RefSeq and is a predicted model, not a curated record.